Molecule: messenger RNA, 1636 nt
Organism: Oreochromis niloticus (Nile tilapia)
Lineage: Eukaryota; Metazoa; Chordata; Actinopteri; Cichliformes; Cichlidae
Gene: adma
Product: adrenomedullin a
Exons: 4
Coding region: 166-660 (164 amino acids)
Biological process (GO): positive regulation of heart rate; adenylate cyclase-activating G protein-coupled receptor signaling pathway; regulation of systemic arterial blood pressure
Cellular component (GO): extracellular region
Molecular function (GO): adrenomedullin receptor binding; hormone activity
Source: RefSeq, a predicted model, not a curated record
UUGCAUAAAGGCUCCCGUCUUGUGUGGAGGAGCUAUUAGCAGAGUGACACAGCUGCCUUACAGAACUAGAAGCAAUCUCAAGAAACCUGUGGAGUACUCUUUCCCAGCUGAUUCUAGAAGAAGAGCUUUCUCAUUCAACUAAAGAACAGAGACUAAGGAGCCAAAAUGAAAUUGAUCUUCCAGUCCUUCAUCUACUGCUGUUUGCUGGCAACAGUAGCACACUGUGUGGAACUUGAAGUGAAUCCUGAAUUGAAAAAGAGGCUAAGCAUAUGGCUAGGAAGCAGACUGAGGCGAGAUGUUGACACCAUAUCAGUAGAGAAGAGAGCAGAGGCUGAGCACCUUGUCAGACCAGAAGACAUCAGGGAUACGUUGUUGCCACAUUCCAGCACUGACAUCCACGUCCGAACCAAGCGGUCUUCAGGCUGUGCCCUGGGUACCUGCACAGUGCACGACCUGGCACAUCGUCUGCACCAGAUCGGCAAGUUGAGGGUCGGGAAUGCACCUCCCCACAAGAUUAGCCCACACGGAUAUGGCCGGAGGCGUCGCUCCCUUCCAUCACACAGAGUCUCACUAAGGCAAGAGCAGGGCAGGCUGAGGCCCGUGUGGAGCACGACUGACUCACAAGUUCACAAGCUUGAGGCCCUCCUCAGACGGACAUGAGCACCACUUUGCAACGGGAGUUGGGAACAAAAGCAAAGGAGUAGUGUCCUGCCUGCUCUGUUUUAAAAUUCUUGAAGUGCCUCAGACUACAGCCAAGUAUUCUCCAGCACAUUUGUUCCAGGCUGGAGGACCGAGUCAGUGAAUCAGAGCAAAACUGGCUGCAACUGAGUUUGUCCAAAGCUCGAGCCUUGCAAUGAGCUCAGCAAUGUACAACUUUCAAAGAAAAAAAAAAAAAACUGCAGCUGCUUAUAGACACUGGAUGGCACAGCAUGGAGCAAACUACAGGUGCUGCUCUCUGCAUGGCAGAGGAAAGGGAAGAGUGCUAAUACCUGGCAAAGUGGACUCAUCCUCUCGAUCAAGGGGGAGGACUAAUAUUCUGGGACUUAACACAUUUAUUCCUCAAGGCCAAGACUUUGAUAAGUGCUAUCCUUUAAGGAUUUGUGCCAUUGUGUUCCAUGAAACUGUCAGUACUUGUCUGCACUUUUCCAUUUGGACUUAAAGUCAAAUGAAUCAUCAGGAAAAGACAUCUUCAUCACAAUGCCAAACACGAAGAUAGGCUCCACAGCUCUAAAGCUAUCAGUUUAUAUCAAGUUUUGGACACUGUAUAAGGGAAAAAUGCCUUAGAUUAUGUGAUAUAUGUGCCAGUCCUUAAUGGACUGAAAUAUACUUGAAAUGUUGUUGUUUGUAAAAAAACACAAGUGCAAUCUAUAUUUGUUUUUAUUGCAGGUAUGUGUAUAUAUGAAUUACUUUAUUUAAAUAUUACAUAGAAGUUACAGUAAAGUACUUAUACAGAUAGAGCUAUUUUUGUACAGGAAGAAAUAUAUAUGGGCAUUGUAGCUAUUUGUCAUUACUCUUGCAAACUGUGGUAAUAGGAUAUCUGUUUUAGAGGUAUAUUAUAUAUUUGUAAAUGUGUUCUAUUUUAUUUGUGUCGCAGCAAUAAUGUCAUUCAAUAAACAUUUUGCAUACAAAAUCGAAA